This is a messenger RNA of Diachasmimorpha longicaudata, 5250 nucleotides long. It is a transcript of the gene Mfr, whose product is annotated as misfire. Gene Ontology annotation, cellular component: membrane. The record is from RefSeq and is a predicted model, not a curated record. Lineage: Eukaryota; Metazoa; Arthropoda; Insecta; Hymenoptera; Braconidae. Gene Ontology annotation, biological process: plasma membrane organization.
AUGGUAGAAACGUGUGCUCGCACCUGCGCACCCGUCUCAACAAAUUGUAGUCAUGAAGUAGAGGAAAAGGAUGGAUCUCUGGGUGCAAAGGUCUGUCUAAUUUUGAAGUUGGCUGCGAAUUUCACGAAGACGACAGCGACUCUGGUAGUAAAGGUUAUAGUAAUCCUCAGAAUGAUGUUUGACAGGAGAAAAAAGAGGCGAUAUGGGGCUUAUCAGGUGGCUGUUACUAUCUUGGAGGCUAGACAUUUAGUGCAGAAUGCGAAUCCCAUGGUGGUUGUCAAGGUAGGCAAUCAGAAGAAGAAGACUGUUGUACGAGACAGAACCGACUGCCCAUAUUUUGAUCAUUACUUCGUAUUCGACUUCACUUGUGAGUUUGAAGUUUUGCUCAGUACGAGAGUAUCGAUAUCAGUGUAUUUGAGAAAUUCUUUGAGGCAACUCAAGUUUCAUGGAGGAAUUUUCUUUGAGGUAGCGACAGUGUGGGAUCAACCAGAUCAUAAAUACCAUCACAAAUGGGCGAUGUUAACAAACCCAAAGGACUCAACAGGAGAGCCCAAGGGUUACGUUAAAUGCAACAUAUCUGUCACUGCAAAAGGUGAGAGACUGCGCGCUUGUCCAGAUACUGACGGUGACGACGAUAUUGAAGGGAAUCUUCUUCUCCCUAUUGGAAAUUUUCUAUCUUCCAGCAGGCAAAGAGCUCGUUACGUACUCACAGUAUACCGUGCCGAUGGUUUGCCGAGUAGAGAAUCAACAUUUUGCAUUGGAAAUGCAAAAAAAAUGGUGAAUCCAUACGUUCAAAUAUCAUUUGCCGGUAUGAAGGGUGAGACAAGCUCUUACAAGUGCACGUAUACUCCACGUUUCCACGAGAGAAUCGUAUUCCGGGAGCUGUUUCCACCGCUAUCCCAUCGUCUGAGAAUUGCCGUAAAAGACAAAGUUCACGGCUGCAAUUCCACAAUACUUGCCACUCACAUGCUCAACCUUGCCAGGCUAUCAAAUUCUGGUGAAUACGGAUUUUUACCAACAUACGGCCCAUCAUUCAUUCACCUGUAUGGGAACGAUGUGAGGGAAGAUGAGUGCGGUUGUCGUGGCAAAUGUCAGACUCUACGAGCCAUUUAUCGAGGUAGAGUACUUCUUUCGCUCAAGACGGAAAUUGAUGAUACUGGGAUGUCUGGCAGUGCUGGAGUUGAUGUUGAGCCAGCUACACCAAUUAUGGAGAAAAGCCUCUGGGCGACGGAGGAGUAUCUCCUGGUGGGCAUAAUAUACGACGUAUGUAUGAUUGAUCGAUGCCGAUUCUUGAUGAAAUCAAUAAGUUUCGAGAUUAAUUUUGGAAAUGCCGGUAGUCGUAUUUUCCCCCACAACAUUUCCACGGACGAUGGACUGACGGACGAUGUGAUACUCGAACAUCGAGUAGAUUUUGUGAGCCACACUGAAUCAAGAUUAACGGCCACGACAGAUGGCAAGUUUAAUUAUCUACCACUUGGAUCGAGUAAGCCCUGUAUGUACGUAAAAUCCUGGUGGCCAAACUUGGAAUGGAGAGUAUCAAACACCAACAGUCUCACAUUUAUAGCCAAUUUUUUGGAGGACGAGCUCGCGAAAUUACAGUCGCUCGUUGCUGUUGAGAACAGUGCAGCGUAUGAGGCUUAUAAUGGCAUAAUUGGGUCGUUGAAACGCUUCUGUAUUCACUAUUUGCACAUAUUGGAUGCAGCGAAAUACGAUGACGACGGUGGCACUACAAAAUUGGACAGGCAUCGGGUUAAUCUGUGUCGCAAAUGUGUCGAGAGUAUUCUGAGGAUGAUUAGAGUCAACGGACAGCUUGCCAACAAUAAUUACCUCAGAAUGGCUGUCAUUCAUGCUUACAAAUAUCUCCACAAGCUCCGGGAAAUCUCCAAAGAUCCGCAGCAUGCAUUCCCGGAUGUUUUCAUUUGGAUGAUUGCUGGCACACGGCGUGUAGCAAUGGCACGUUUAUCCCCUUGUGAAAUUAUUUAUUCCGAGGAUGAGACGUCCCGUGGCUCAAAAUGCGGACAACGAAUCAAUUUGUUUAUGAAGAAUAGUGGAGCCGAGGAGGAGUUGAAUGACUACAGUGCCUGCAAAAUUGAAAUAUUCCUUUGGUUGGGUAAUGCCAAGUAUUCAGGAGCCUGCUGGAGCUCAAUUCCCUCCGGCUAUGAUGCUGAAUGCAUCACGAGUACUCAACCACUUCCGCGAAUCUUGAAAUACAACGUUAUAUCAAAAUUCCAGCUGCGUGCGCACAUUUUUCAAGGACGUUUCGAUCCUGGUAUGGACUCCACGGGUUUGAUGGACCCAUUAAUUCGAGUAAUAUUCCAUGGAUAUACUGCUACCACGAAGUAUGUGAAGCAAAGCCUUGCACCGGUGUGGGACGAGACUCUAGUGCUUCCACCGAUAGAAUUGUUCGGCUCGACUGAGGAUAUCAAAUAUCGUCCCCCGAAAGUCGUGAUAGAGGCGUUUGACUGGGACUUGUGUGGAACGAAGGAAUUCUGCGGCAGAUGCAUUACCACUCCAGUUGUAAAGCUGAAGGAUGAAACAUACUCACAACCGGAAUUUCCACCGACUCUAGCAUGGCACCAACUGAAGACCCAGAGGGAUUUUCAAGGGAGCGUACUAGCUGCCUUUGAGCUCAUCGAGAACAGCUUGAAAAUAAUUACACCGCUUCAGACUGAAGACGAUGAGAUUGUAGAUGUGCCGAUGUGUGCGUCUGAGGAGAGAAUUUAUAAUUUACCGGACGACGUGAGACCUGUGAUGAGGAGCCACAGGCUGGAGGUUAUAUUCUGGGGGGUCAGGGACUUGAUGAAGAUCAACUACACUAAAGUUAAUAAGCCUCGGGUUGUGCUUGAGUGCAGCGGAGUUUUUGUCAGGUCUGAGGUUAUGGAGAAUGUGAAGAAGUUCAGUAACUUCGAAGAGAAUCAUUUUAUGAUAGAUUUGGAUUUACCCGAGAAAGAUAUCUACUAUCCCCCAAUAACCAUCAAAGUAUUCGAUUCUCGCGGCUUCGGAUGUUUCAAAUACGCCGGUGUCUACAUAAUCCCCACUGCUCAUAUAUUCCUCAGAAAAAUUAUUCCCGAAGAGGAUUACAUUUCCCAGAUCUACGGGGAGCACAAUUCAUCAUCGAAACGACAGAAUCCCACAGUAGUUUGUAAAUUUGAUAAGACCUUAUCAAUUACCAUCAACCAAUCAGCACGAAAACUUUUCAGUUCCCUACCAAUCGAUUACGAUACUGAGAAAGAUGAGAAUGAAGGUUUGACAAGUUAUAAGAGGAUUUCCAGUGAGAACAAUCACUCUGGAAUAGGAAAACUCUUGACCAUGCUCAAGCCAUUUAUUUCCAAUCGUAAAAGAGAUGGCAAAUACGAGGGGCUGAAUUAUGGAAAUGACGAGGACCAUAGCUACGACUGGUGGAGCAAGUAUUUCGCAUCCCUGGAGGAAGAAAAGUACCGAGAGCUGGGAAUUAAGAAGAUUUUGGUGGGUCAUCAGCGGCCCAUAGCUACGUUCAGGAUAUACCCAAUGGAACUGGAGCUACAGCCGGAAUUUCAUGAGUUUCAAGAUAGGCUGAUGACAUUUGAAUUAUCACGCGGUAAAAGAACCGGAGAUCCGGAUUACGACCAGAGAAAUUACUCAGGAAAAUUCAAGGGUCAGAUAGCGAUAUAUCCCUGGCCCCAUCCGGACAAACUUGUCUGCAGAACAAUAACAGGGUACGACGCAUCGCACGGUCUCCUGGCAGAAUAUCCAUCUCAAGCACCCGUCAAGCUGCUCGUCCGUCUCUACGUCGUAAAAGCAAUCAAUCUCCAUCCCAACGAUCCACUCACCGGCAAGUCUGAUCCAUAUUUGCGAAUUAAAUUAGGGAAGAGUGAUAUUAAUGAUAAGAAGAACUACAUACCCAAUCAGCUUAAUCCCGUAUUUGGCAAGUGCUUUGAAAUUGAUGCACAAUUCCCAAAAGACCAUACAUUGACAAUUCAAGUGUGGGACUACGAUGCUACGAGCUCUGACGAUCUAAUCGGUGAAACGCGCAUCGAUAUCGAGAAUCGAUACUACAGCAAUCAUCGGGGUCACUGUGGUAUAUCCAGAAGCUGGAGGAAAUCUGGUUACAACGCUUGGCGUGAUCGUGAAAGGCCAACCCAGAUACUCGAGACACUCUGCAGACGAAACAAUUUGCCAUUACCCGAAUUCACGGAUAUUGUAACAAUUGGAAAUCAAAAAUUUCCAUUCACAAUGGAACUGGAGACGCGGGAUGAAACGGAGAGAAAUGAGUCCAUGGCCCUCAACGUUCUCCAUCAGUGGCAGGAUUUUCCCGUCUGUGGACUGGCUCUUGUGCCUGAGCACGUAGAGCGACGAUCACUCUUCAAUGCCAGACGACCUGGACUCGAACAGGGUAAAUUGGAGCUCUGGAUAGACAUGUUUCACGUCGAUGACCUUCCACCAAAGCCACCCGUUGAUAUUACACCCCAAUCCCCCGAGGUAUACGAAUUGCGUGUGAUUGUGUGGAAUACUGAGGAUGUGCCGCUCGUGGACAAUCAAUUUUUGACUGGUGAAAAGUGCUCGGACAUCUAUGUUAAGGGGUGGAUAUCAUACGACGAUAACCAGAAAACCGAUGUUCAUUAUAACUCCCUAAACGGCGAAGGGAAUUUCAACUGGCGAUUUUUAUUUCGCUUCACCUAUUCACGAUCGGAAAAUCUCAUGAUUGUGAGGAAAAAGCUCUCAGUCCUGGCACGUGAUGUGACUGAGCAAAAGCUACCCUGCAAGCUGACCAUCCAAGUCUGGGACAGUGAUCAUUUCUCUCAGGAUGACUUUUUAGGCUCUCUGACACUGGACUUAUCGCGAAUGCCACGUGGUAGCAACAGCUCGAAAAACUGUAGUCUAAAGGUCACCGAUACAAAAUCACCAACGGUCAAUCUAUUUAAAGUUAUGAGAACGAGGGCCUGGUGGCCGUUCAGCUGUGCCACGUCUGACGGUGAUUACAUUCAAGCGGGUAAAGUAGAAAUGGAAAUGACGAUAGUCCCUGCAGCGGAAGCUGACAAGGAGCCUGUAGGAAAGGGAAGGGAUCCACCGGAUCCACUUCCACCACCAGACCGACCCGACACUUCAUUCUCUUGGUUUCGUAAUCCCUGGAAAGCUUGUUGCUUCGUUGUCUGCCGUCAUUACAGAUGGCGUAUCAUCCUCUUCUCCUCCAUAAUUUUCAUUAUUAUGCUAUUUGUCUGUGCUAUUUACGCAUUCCCCGGUUAUCUGGUAAAAAAAUUACUGGCUGCGUAA